Molecule: messenger RNA, 4424 nt
Organism: Silurus meridionalis
Lineage: Eukaryota; Metazoa; Chordata; Actinopteri; Siluriformes; Siluridae
Gene: otop1
Product: otopetrin 1
Exons: 6
Coding region: 779-2590 (603 amino acids)
Biological process (GO): inner ear morphogenesis; proton transmembrane transport
Cellular component (GO): membrane
Molecular function (GO): proton channel activity
Source: RefSeq, a predicted model, not a curated record
CGGUGUUUCCGAUUUGUUUUGGUAUUUAGUUUCUUUCUCGAUCUUGUUGGUAUAAUCAAAUAAACACUCGGGAUGGGAUAUGGAGAUGUGGAGAAAAGGAAUUUUUUUUUUUUGCGUUUUUUUGGAAGGUUACCUGAGCCAUGUCGGCGUUGCGUGUCGCACAAAGGCGAUUUCAUAAAGGGCCAUUGUCGGACUGACCAUCGACCAGUGAAACGCGAAACCCCGCUUCCCCCCUUUUUUUCCCAUCAGGACCCGAGGAGGAAAGAAAAGCUAAAUAAGCCUCAGUUCAUUUCCACUGGACCCACACGGAGCUGCGCAGAGGUGAAGAGUGCAAGCCCAAAAAAAGCGCCUAUAUUCAUACAUUUUUCUGCACGCUCUCGUGCCAGAUGGAAAGAUAACAUACGCGCGUUAUUACGCACAGCAGAAAGGCUUCAUAGCGUUUUUCAGGUUAUCUUUUUUUUAUUUUGGCACGUCUGCGUAACGCGCUGUAAAUCGGAUUUCAGCGCAUUUUAAGCAGCUUGUUCAAGCCAAAAAAAAAAAAGGAUGGAGUGAUGUAUGGUGUUGGAUGAAUAUCUGGCAACGCCGGUUCCUCCAAGUCGCUAAAGAGGACUGAAACUCGACCUCCAGCUCCUAAUCUGCAGAUUUACAGGUGGAAGAAGGAGGGGGUAUAUAGGUAGAUUUCAGCGAACAAGAACCGGAUGCUGGAAACGCGCUCUUACAAACACCUUAGCAGACAUCUCCAAUCACACCAAUUAGCGCGUUUGGAUUGCAGGACACCAUGGUGGAGCACAGCGGGCCCGAUGUAAAGUUUGUAAACAAGUACUGUCCCAGUUCGUCUUCAGCCUCCUCAUCCUCCUCAUCAUCAUCCACUUCCUCGGCGCGCGAGAUGAAGAUUUUGGCUACACUGCGCGGCAGCCUGAGUCGGAAGUACCCGCAGAAGAACGGCGAGGUCCUGAGCGCGCAGUACGGCAUCAACCUGCUGCUCGUGGGUCUCGCGCUCAUGCUCGCGCUCGCGUACCAGGGACCGACCGUGACCGAGGAGACGGUGCUGUCCUUCCUGUCCACGCUCAUGCUCGUGCAGCUGCUGUGGAUGAUCUGCUACGUGGUGCGCCUGGAGCGCAAGCGCAACGCGCCGCCGGAGAGAGACGCGAACGCGGCCACCAGCUGGAUACGAGGUGGUCUGACUCUGCUGGCUUUGCUCUCGCUCAUCACAGAUGCUUUCCGUGUUGGGAAUUAUGUAGGCUAUCAGGAGUGCGUGUCUCCUGUGCUGGGCGUCUACCCGGUCAUACAUGCACUUCAUACAGUGUCACAGGUUCAUUUCCUCUGGUUUCAUGUAAAGGAUGUCAUCAAGCGCUAUGAAACAUUCGAGAGGUUUGGCGUGAUUCAUGCUGUGUUCACUAACCUGCUCAUUUGGAGUAACGGAGUGAUGACCGAAGCCGAACACGCUCUUAAUGACCACAAGAGACGGUUAUCAGCAGUUGGAUUCUACAACUUUACUGUCGGGGAGGGCAAUCAGCCUAACUGCAACUGUACCACCAGUGCAUGUUCGAUGUUCAGCAGCAGUCUGUACUAUCUCUGUCCCUUCAAUAUCGAGUACCACAUCUUAGUCUCUGUGCUUCUUUUCGUCAUGUGGAAAAAUGUCGGUCGAAACCUUGACCAACGCACCAAUCAAAAGCCCGCCUCAUCCUCAAAGUUCAUAAACGGCUCAGGAGACAGACCCCUCCUGAUGCUUGGGCCAGCGCUCGGGCUUCUGGCGCUUGCCAGUGCCAUCACGGUGCUCGUCAUCUACAUCAUCCACGUGGAGGAAUCACUUGAGGCGCGCCAUGCAGCCAUCUCCAUGUUCUACUGGUUCGAAAUCGUCAUUCUGGCAUGCAUGAGUGUCGCCGGCGCUGUCGGCUUGGUCAUCUACCGCCUCGAGGAUUGGCCCACGGACACAACACCAAAUCCAGCCAGGACGCUCGAUUCUAAGUUGCUGCUCGGCUCUUCCAUUGGCUCCUGGCUCGUCUGCUGGUGCAGCGUCAUCGCCACGGGUGGGGCUGCCAAUUCACCUAUCUACCGAUGGGCCAAUUUAGCAUAUGCCAUACUUUUAGUUUUGGAGAAGUGCGUGCAGAACCUGUUCGUCAUCGAGUCGCUUUACAGGCGACGACGCGAGCAUGAAGAUCGGCCUGGCCUCCGCGCCAACCAUAACUCCAUCCUAAGCCCGAAUCAAGGAAACGAGAAAAUCUUUGCCGUGUACGAUGGAAUCAUUAACCACGCAUACGAGUCACCGGAAAAACAGUGCGAGAACGAAAAGCAAACUUUCGACAGGAACAACGGGACCGUUUUGCGCCCUCAUGAACUCGUAGUGCCUGAGACGCCCAACGGACAGAGGCAGGUCCUGAAAAACAUCGCUAUCUUCCUGUUUAUGUGCAACAUUUCGCUCUGGAUCCUUCCUGCAUUCGGAUGCCGUCCACAGUUUGACAACGGUUUGGAGGAACAGUCGUUCGGAUUCCCCAUCUGGAGCACGGUGCUGAAUUUCGCCCUUCCCAUGAGCCUCUUCUACCGCAUGCACUCCGUCGCUGUCCUCUUCGAAGUUUUCCGGAAAAUUUAGGCCCCGCCUCCAUACCUGUGUGGUGUUUCUUUUGCAGACACUAUCAACCGUUCCCUCCAUUAAGUUCUCAGAACCAGGGGUACCUUCUUUUAAAAAAAAAUACCCUUUUUCUCAUAUAUCCUCCUCAAUAAUAAGAUGAAGAAGACGAUGAUCAGUAAUGAGGAUGUAUGAAUGUAUUAGUCAACUAUUCAGCUAUGUUUGGAUAGGAAGCACAGCUCUUGGCUUCUCUCUUCUGUGAUGAUGAAAUUCUUGAGUAUUCUGUCCAUCACUGGACAAAAAGCAUAACUAUUGGCACUAUCUCGACACUUUUGCCACACUUGAUUUCUCCUGGCUGCGAUUUAACAGAACGUUUAUUAAUUUUGAUGAGAUGAAAAAGCAAGAGCUUGCUUUCUCUUUAUAGUAGUUAUACUAAAAGUCUAUAUAUAUAUACAGUAUGUUUUCGAUUUGUGUUUGGUCAGAAAGCCAUCUGUUUUAUUUUCUGUCCACUGAACUAAAUGGUGAGAUCUUUUGGGUCCUUUUUUCGCCUUCUGUUGGACAGAAGACAAACCUUUGGCCUUCAGAAUGAAAAGCGUGUCGAUUUCCUCCUCCAGUGAGAAGAAUCCUAUAUUUCUGAAACAGACGACACACCCUUUCAGAGACUCGCACACACUCUGCAACACACUCGUCAAAUCAUUACUCGGCUCCACAGGUGCUCUUACACCACAGGUGUUCUCUCAGUGCUCAUUGGUGCUAACUCUAAAACACAAAACUCCAACCAGCAAAGGACAAACACAGAUCUAAGGGAACGAUUUCAUUCCUGAGCACCAGAGUGAGCAGGGCUGGAGGAGUGUCUACACACACAUCAGGUCUUCUGACAAUCCUAACCUUUUAAACUCCCGGUUUUGUGAGCGAGUUCUUCAUAUUAAAGCAUAUUAUUCAUUCCUUACAAUUUAUUACUCAGUGUAGAAAAGCAGUUAGGAAGGAAAUGUAGCAGGGUUAGUCUGGGCUUUUCAGGGAGUCUAGUGGGUUUCAUUUCUUCCCAAUUUCUGGUGCUGGUUAAUAUCUCAGCACUCCAUUCUGGAGUUUUUUUUGUUUUCAUUUGAAUCACUUGAAUCUCUGCUAUUGUUCUCAUUACCUGGGAGAAACGUUACGAUGCAAGCUGUACAAUGUAUUAGCUGUGUGCUCUCUCCCUCUCUCUCUUUCAUAUGAGAAAUUCACAUCUCAUGAAAAUCAGCCACGGCUUCUCCUUAGCCAUUUCUACUUCAGAUGUCUUUCUGUAAUAGAAAAAGAACAACAACACUGUUAUGACUUUUUUUGCGAAGGAUCAUGGAUCAUGUUCUCUUGUGCGUCUCGGUGCCAGUGAUGCUGAAGACUUGAAUUUUUUCUACGAGAGACCACAGCCAUGCACACAGCACUAUAGCGAAUUAUUUUGUUUGUUUGUUUAAUGUGUGAAGCUUUAAGGUGUUAUUUGAAUUCUUUCUGCACACUUUGUCACACAGAACAUGUCUCGCAUGAGAAACGCACCAGUGCUUUGGAUUUAUGUAGGUCUGACAUAAGCCUUGAGAUAUGGUUUUACAUUUAUUUCAAUUUCAUUAGAGAAGAAGUAGUUUGGUCCGGGUUUCUGAAUGGACAGUAUUCAACUAUGCACAGUUUUAACUUAUAUGAAGAAACAGUUCUGAGGUAAAAAUUUGAUUUGGGACAAAUUCAUUCAAUUAUUAUAUUGAGUUGAAGUUAAAACUCAUGAUUCAGAUUGAUUCCCUUUUGGAAAUGGAACUCUUUGUUUUGUUCUUUUGCAUACGUUUAUAAGUAUCAAACAUGAUUAAUGAGCAAUACGAAAUAAAGCAAUGAAAUGAAA